AUGGCUCACUCGUUAAUAAGAAAAUGCAUAAAACCAGCGAGCCCCAAUGUUCUGCCGGCACUCUCGGUCUCCCUGAUCCGGCGCCGGCUGGCGACGGUGGCGGCAGCGGACGAUGAGCCAGCGCAGUCUUCGUUCACGUUCUCUUCGGAGGGGGAUAAGGUGUACAUGAAGGGGCCGUCGGGGAAGUGGAAGUCAUCGUCUUCGGUGACGAUGCCUAUGUCGUUCAUGACGGGGUCGAUCGUGGGGAAGCGGUUUUACAACGAGGUGAAGACUCGUGAAGCGGAUGACGGGAACGGGUGGACGGUGAUGCUCGAUUACAGAACCCUAAAGACACCUUCCAAGAGACCCCUCAAGCUUCCCACACUUCCUCUUGCAAAAGCCAUUGCCGCUGAAUGGGAAUAUCAGCUAACGGAUGGCAUAAGACCCUUCACAAUGCCUCUUAUGAGACUUGCUUGCACUGCCCUGGAAAGAGUUCCCCUCACAAGGAGCAAAAUUAUUGAGAAUUUGAUGAUGAAAUUUAAUCAAGAUUUAGUAUUUUGUCGUGCACCUGAUGACAAUGAGCUGACAAGCUAUGUGCAUGAUCUUCAGGUGGAGAAAAUUGAUCCAUUGCUUCACUGGGUGGAGUCAGAAUUUGGCUAUAAGCCUGUUGUUUACUCCAGCCUUUUUGGUGGUAAGCAGGAAGAUGGUCUUGUAACGGCUAUUGAGAACCUUCUAAAGAAAGCAGAUGAUUGCGAGUUGGCAACAAUUGAUGCUAUUGCAGCAUCAGCACAUUCAUUAAUUAUUGCUAUUGGAAUGGUGCGCGGGAAAUUGCAAAUUGAGGAAGCAAUUCAACUUAUUAGACUUGAAGAAGAUUAUCAGGUGGACAGGUGGAGCCUCGUAGAAGGUGGCCAUGAUGUGGAUAUUGCUGAUCUAAGAGUGCAGAUUUCAUCACCAAUUGUAUUUCUUGGUUUGUCGAGAAGCAUGUAG
Molecule: messenger RNA, 966 nt
Organism: Sphenostylis stenocarpa
Lineage: Eukaryota; Viridiplantae; Streptophyta; Magnoliopsida; Fabales; Fabaceae
Source: the annotation of a GenBank genome assembly